This is a messenger RNA of Silurus meridionalis, 2986 nucleotides long. It is a transcript of the gene cntf, whose product is annotated as ciliary neurotrophic factor. Gene Ontology annotation, biological process: negative regulation of neuron apoptotic process; ciliary neurotrophic factor-mediated signaling pathway. The coding region runs from base 188 to 745 and encodes 185 amino acids. Lineage: Eukaryota; Metazoa; Chordata; Actinopteri; Siluriformes; Siluridae. The record is from RefSeq and is a predicted model, not a curated record. Gene Ontology annotation, molecular function: ciliary neurotrophic factor receptor binding. The transcript is spliced from 4 exons.
GCCGUGUGCCCUUUAAAAUUCCAGAGAGAGCGUGUUUGUGUGUGUGUGUGUGUGUGUGUGUGUGUGUGUGUGUGUGUGUGUGCACUGUAAUUUAAAUGAAUGGACCUGGAAGUGUACAGGAACUCAGCUGCGCCUAACAGACAAGCUGCGUUCACCAAAAACAGGAGUUACAGAAAAGUGGAAUUGAAUGGCUUCAAAGGAAAAGACGGUGGCUCUGGCCAGGCUGCUGCAUGAGGACUGCACCCAGCUCCUGGAGUUAUACACGACUCGGGAAACUCUGCCGUCUAACUCAGUAUCUGGCUCACAGUUGGUGUCCAUCCCUCCAUUAACACCUCAACUAUCAUCCACUGAGAAGAUCUGCUUCCUGCACGCUGCGCUCCGAGCGUGUCUCCAUCUGAUGGACAAGGCCAUAACCCGUGAGGACACCAUGUUCCCCGACAUACCUGAGGACGAGUACAUAAAGCAACGAAAAACUGUCAGAGACAGACUGUCGCACCUGGUGUUCAGCACAGAGCGCCUCCUGGUGGGUCAAAAGAGAUUUGACGCUGAGGAAAAGGAUUUGAUGGAUGGUAGUGGGACGUUUGCUCUGAAGAAGUGGAUCCUCCAGGUUCUGCAGGAUGUUGUGCACUGGUCCAAGAAGACAGCUGAAACUCUCCAGAACCUGCCUGCUCUCACAAGAGCCAAGAGAACAACGAGAACGAGAAGAGCGACAAGAAAGCAGGGGGCACGCAAACUACACAAAUAAACACAUACAGAGUGUGUGUAUUACAGAGAGAGAAAGAGAGAGAGAGAGAGAGAGAGAGAGAGAGAGAGAGAGAGAGAGAGAGAAAGAGAGAGAAUGGAAGGAAAACAUAAAAAUCACAACUAAACCCCACUUUAGUAAAACAAAAUGAUCUCGAAACAGUAAUUUUAUGGCAAUUUUAUUUGCCUGGGUAAAUUUUAAUUUCUCUAAUGUGUCGCCCUCUAGUGGCCAAACGACAUUAUAACUUUACAACAACAACAAAAUCGAUUUUUAUCUUUCGUCUCUUUUGGGAAUAUAAACCAGGAGGUAACAUUGGUACUAAAGGACAUUUAAAAUUCAAUUUGGAAAGUAACCAACAUAUAUUUAUGUAAUUAUCUUCAGUAUAUAUGAUGUUGCAGAACAUACACAGAUUGUGUAUAAAAUCAUGAUCUAUUUAUAUUUUCCAUACUAUUUUUUUCUUGGUCUCCAGGAUACUAAGUUACUAAGUUCUACAUGUAGCUCUAUAUAUAUCAGAGUUAGGAACCAGAUAAAAUGACCACAAUAAUAAACAUCCACCACGGUAAUCUUCAUAAACAUUAGGAACUAAUCAUCUUUGAUGACUGUGAACUCAAAUCAGAUUUAUUUCCAUUCACAUUUGACAUCUUGUGGAGUGUGAGAUCUUAUUAUUUCAUCCUAUCUUAUUUUUUUAAUAUUAAGAUUUUUUUCCAAAUACGAAUAUUGCAAUUUUAUUCCCUGAAUAUUAAAACCUAUCACUUUGUUUAUCAAAAGGUUACUAAAAGGUUUUAUUGGUAUUUUUCCCAGUGACAUUGUUACACUUUACCAACAAGUAUGGUCACAGAAACAUUUGACAUUUUUGUCAAUUUAAGCUACAAUAGCAAAAAAAGUUUUUGUUACUAAUCAGUUACAGAUAAAUGUUUAUUUACCACAAACCAGUGCAGCAUAGAGUCAGUGUUAUAGAGUUAUUAAAGUGAAUGUGAUUGUAUGUUUACUGAUCUGAUGCUAUCGACAGUCAUGAUCAUUUGUCGUCAUUUGCUGAAAUUGGGGGUUAAGAACACCACCUCAUCCCAUUUUUACCAGUAUGUCUUUUGAUUAUUGAGGAUAACUUGUUUGUUUUUUCCCAGUCUGAGGUCCAAAAUACCAAGUAUUAUGUUUUAGUCGAAAACCACAAUAGUGUCAUGUAUAUUUUUAGUACAGCAGCGCCCCCUGGUGUACCUACUGAGAAUCUUAAAUCCAAAAAGAUAAAUGUAAAAAAAAAAAAAGUGCUGUAUGUAUGUUAACUAAACGUUAAUGCUCUAAACAACAACAGGACUCAAGGAGAAAACCACAGUUAUCAGUAUAAAGCUAGUAAGUUUUAAAAGCAGCAGGUAACAUCUUAAUUGACAGCUAAAACAUUUUUAAAAAUGGCUGACGUCGAAACAUAAACAUUCUCUCAUUCGGAUAAGAAUGGAAACACAUUCCUGUCCGUUAUGUCCUGAAAACCUCCUUCACAUAUUUUUUUCAGAGCUAGUGGUGUUUCCCAGCUUUAACACUACACACCAGAGUGGAUUUGACCAGCCGAAUGCCUGAACAAAAUCAACACACACUGAAUAAACACUAAAGGCGUCUCAGCAUACAUUCACACUAGCACGUAACAGACGAUCGUUCGUUCUACACACAUUUCUCCUACGUCCACGCGUGACACAGAGCUGCUACCUCAACGGAAAAGCAACAAGUAGAUUUUCUCAACUUUAAUCAAAUUAGCGUUGUUGCUAUUUAGCAAUUGAGUCCUCCGAUUCUACAGCACACAUAAUUCACAAAUUUAGUUCCUUCCUGAUAUAAAUGUGAAAGAAAAGCCUGCUAGCAUGGGUUUGUCUUAUCCUGUCUUAUUAUGUGUAUAGAAACAUUACCAGAGCGAGUAGAAAUGAUUGUUAGUGUGUGUAGCUAAGACAGUUAGCUUGCUUUGCUAAUCUAAUCUGAGUACAUUACAUUUCACACUGAUUAUUGUGAUUUAAUGAGUAUUUAACUAUCACACAUAUCUGAAUAUGAUGAGCAGAUACAUGAAGGAUUUACCUUAAAGGUCGAGAGAUUUUUAAUAUAUAAAUAAUAUCAUAUAGAAUAAAGAUGCGUGAAAUAGAGACGACAAACAUGCGACUACUGAUAUAAUACUUGCUCUCUGGAAUCGGUUUUAUUUUCUUAUAUUUCACUGAUUGUGAGGGAAAAAUGUUUAUAUCUGCUUAAAAUACCAUUAAAUUUGAAUCUAUAAAA